This is a messenger RNA of Capronia coronata CBS 617.96, 372 nucleotides long. RefSeq lists its product as uncharacterized. The transcript is spliced from 2 exons. NCBI's taxonomy places the organism in Eukaryota, Fungi, Ascomycota, Eurotiomycetes, Chaetothyriales, Herpotrichiellaceae. The coding region runs from base 1 to 372 and encodes 123 amino acids. The record is from RefSeq and is a predicted model, not a curated record.
AUGGCUCAAGGCCAGGUCAAAGACUCGGACAUCUUAGUCCUUAUCGCGGCGAUCCAGAGCUCGGUUGGUCCAAUACAGGUCGACGCCGAAAAGGUGGCAAGGCAAUUGGGCAUGAGCUUGUCCAGUAUUCCCCCGAAGUUCACAGCAAUUCGCAAGAGAUACAAUAUCGACAUCAAAGUGGUCAACUCUGGCGCUCUGCAGAGAAACAGACCCAACAACAGUCCGAAGAAAAGACAGACUACUGGUACCAAUGGACCAAGGCUCAUCAGAAGCAUCAACCCACAAGCCCAGCAGCUUGAUCGACCAGCUAUCGUGCCACAGACCCAGGUGUAUCCGAGGUGCGAGAUGGAGCAGGCUGGGCAAGGAUUAUGA